Endocarpon pusillum Z07020 is the source of this 1992-nucleotide messenger RNA. RefSeq lists its product as uncharacterized. Bases 1 to 1992 code for a protein of 663 amino acids. Gene Ontology annotation, biological process: transmembrane transport. NCBI's taxonomy places the organism in Eukaryota, Fungi, Ascomycota, Eurotiomycetes, Verrucariales, Verrucariaceae. The record is from RefSeq and is a predicted model, not a curated record. The transcript has 3 exons. Gene Ontology annotation, molecular function: transmembrane transporter activity.
AUGACCACGACUGACCGUUCUCUGCUUCCGGUGCACUACAAUUUCAAAUUCUCACUCUCCUUGUUCUUCACUGUUAUUCCCGUGCUCUCUGUGAAUCACAGGGUCCUUGACGAUCAAGCCAUCAUGUUCAGCUCCAAGAAAGCCACGGAGACCAAUGUCCUGGAUUCUGUCUUACAAGAUAUCAUGGUCUCUACGGGAUCUCCCUUUGCACAACCGCCGGCUGUUGAAGAGGGAUGGGAUGAAUAUACUAGGACGAUGUCGGCUCAUAGAAAUGGCACUGGGGCCAGCGGCUUCCGGGAAUUUUUAGGUAAAGGGAAUUCUGAACUUUUGGAUUGGGAAAAAUACUAUGGAGAAGCUUCGUCUCGAUGCAGUACAGCACGAGUGUUGUCAUCACCCCCAAGAGCAGAGACAAGCCGGCUGUCAAAGCGCGAGGGUGGGCAAAAGGAGAGCUUAGAAGAGUACCCGCAAGGACUGCAGUUGGCACUGAUUAUCCUCGGAGUGUGCUUGUCUGUCUACAUUAUCGCCCUCAACCGAGGGAUUGUCAGCACGGCAAUUCCUCGUAUCACCGACCAGUUCCGCUCCUACGAUGAUGUUGGCUGGUACGGUAGUGCAUAUCUGCUGACAGCUUGUGCUUUCCAACCAUUAUAUGGACGAAUCUUCAUGUCAUUUCAUGUCAAGAUUUCCUACCUGCUGGCCCUCGUCGUUUUUGAAUUAGGAUCUCUCGUCUGCGGACUAGCACCGAACUCGGCAGUGCUCAUAAUCGGCAGAGCCGUUCAGGGUCUCGGCAGUGCUGGCAUUGUCACUGGCUCCUUCGUCAUUAUCGGACAUUGUGUACCGAUGGUCAAGAGACCUGUAUACUUCGCUUCUGUCGGUUUGAUGUUUGGACUUGGAUCUAUGACCGGUCCAAUCUUCGGUGGUAUUUUUACUGAUCUCGUGACUUGGCGGUGGUGCUUCUUUUUCAACCUUCCAAUUGGCGGUGCCACCAUCGCUGUGCUUCUAUUCUUCGUCAACGCAAAGGAGCAGUGCAUCAAUCGUCAACCAUUCUUGCAAAGAGCUGCGGCGCUUGACCACAUGGGGACCUUUAUCCUGCUUUGUGGAUUUGUGAUGUUCUUCCUGGCACUUCAAUUAGGCGAAGAGGUCAUCGGGUGGAACUCGGCGAGAGUGAUUGGACUGCUUGUUGGAGCUGGGGUGGCAUUCGCUCUGUUUGCUUUCUGGGAGUGGUGGAAGAAAGAUGCUGCUCUGAUUCCUGUUCGCAUCGCAACACAGAGAACCGUCAUUGCAAGCUGUCUCUCCGCAAUCUUCAUUUACGGAGUCAUGACGAUCCAUGGCUACUGCCUUCCCAUCUGGUUUCAGGCAGUUAGGGGCACAAGUGCAUUGGAGUCUGGUGUUAACAUGAUUCCUUACAUGAUCGCUAAUGCUCUCUGCAGCCUCUCGGCCGGCAUUGUCGUAUCCAAGACUGGCUAUUUUACCCCUCCUGCUAUUAUUGGAUGUGCCAUUGCCACUAUCGGGUGUGGAUUCGUCAGUACCUUGAACGUUGACAUCUCCACCGCUAAAUGGAUCGGAUAUGAAAUUUUGGCUGCGGGAGGCCUUGGUAUAGCCGUACAGAUUGGCUUUACUGCUGUGCAAACUGUGGUCAAGCCAGAAGAGAUUCCCAUCGCCACAUCCGCAAUCGUUGCUUGCCAGAGUUUAGGCGGCGCCGUCUUCGUCUCUGUUGGGAAUACCAUCCUUCAGAACCAACUUGUUAAUGGUGGCACAACUGGAGUUCUUGCACAGAUCAAUGUUGGUGAAGUCAUCAAUGCAGGUGCUACGAGGUUUCAAACCAUUGUUCCGGAGGAAUUAUUACCUGCAUUUCUUGUUCUGUACAAUGCCGCCCUGCAGAAAGUCUUCUACCUUGCCAUUGGCUCGGCGGGGAUGGCACUGUUGGCCAGUCUGCCUAUGGAAUGGAAUAGUGUUAAAGAGAACAAGGAAGACGAACCACAAAUAACUGUUUGA